Molecule: messenger RNA, 344 nt
Organism: Musca vetustissima
Lineage: Eukaryota; Metazoa; Arthropoda; Insecta; Diptera; Muscidae
Product: heterogeneous nuclear ribonucleoprotein L-like
Exons: 3
Coding region: 54-344 (96 amino acids)
Biological process (GO): regulation of RNA splicing
Cellular component (GO): nucleus
Molecular function (GO): mRNA binding
Source: RefSeq, a predicted model, not a curated record
UAUUGUCAUUCCAGGACGUUUUGCAUAAAAUAUGUGUCCCCCACGGCCAGGUAAUGCGCAUUGUCAUAUUCAAAAAGAAUGGCGUCCAGGCCAUGGUGGAAUUCGACAGUUUGGAUUCGGCAGCCAGAGCCAAAGAAAAUUUAAAUGGAGCUGAUAUUUAUUCGGGUUGUUGUACUUUGAAAAUUGAUUUUGCCAAGCCGGAAAAAUUGAAUGUCUACAAAAAUGAACCAGAAACCAGCUGGGAUUACACUCUCGCCACUGCAGUUAAAGAAAUUACCAAUGGACGUUCACCUUUGCUUCAGGAGCCACUCUAUGGAACACGUGCUCAGCAAUACAGUAAGUAG